This is a messenger RNA of Fusarium pseudograminearum CS3096, 1968 nucleotides long. RefSeq lists its product as uncharacterized. The record is from RefSeq and is a predicted model, not a curated record. The transcript has a single exon. Lineage: Eukaryota; Fungi; Ascomycota; Sordariomycetes; Hypocreales; Nectriaceae. The coding region runs from base 1 to 1968 and encodes 655 amino acids.
AUGGCUACCAUGUUGAACACAAACUCUCUGCAACCGCCUAAAACGGGCUCCUCUCGCUGGUCUAAAGCUCUUCCGGAUGUCCCUGGCCCGGACGACCCAAGCUUUUAUGACGAUUAUUACGAAGAGGCUUCCCCUCGUCUGCCACCAGCAAAAGAACUUCCUCCGCCACCACCGCGCUCGACUAGCAUAGGCAACGCAAACGCAAACUCAUUGCCACCAUCACUGCCGCCGUUGCACCUGCUUUCAGUCAAUUUCCCUCCAUCUGGUCCGCCCAAAAUGGCGAUCCCACGUCGACCCAUAGGCAAACUAUCGGCGAAUCCACCACCACCACCCCAAAAGGAGUCCCAGCUGCCAUCUCCGUCGCAAGCACCUCCCUCACCUUCCGACUCACUGUCGAGCAUCUUAUCAGCCUACUCGCACUCUUCGGGCGAAUCACUGGUUAGAUCACCAUACGAAGCUAACAGCAGUGCUUUCCAAAGUGAGGCAAACACAUCCCCGAACCACCAAGUUCCACCUGCCAACACCAAGACUGGCACGUUGGAAAGCGCCCCCACCCGGCAACACCAGUUUCAGCAACAUCAACAUCAACAAUAUGAUGCACCCAAGUUGCCUGCCAAGGAUCUCCGAACACCACCCUUUCCUUCCAAAGGCACCAAGUAUCAUCUUCCCGCAACUCCUGCUCCAAUUCGGAAACCAGUCCCAGAGCAGAAGUCACCUGAACUGAACUCUCCAUCGUCUCAGUCUCAGUCCCAGCAGCAGCCUCAACUUUGGCGUCGUCGAUCUUCAAAGGCAGACCGAAGUAUUGAGCUUCCCGACCUGACGCUUGCGUCCAGCCACGGAUCGACCGCCGCGACACAACCAACAGUCGCACAGCCACCACCCGCUCAACAGCCUCCCUCAAUCUCCACAGCCCCGAGUUGGCAGCCCGGGAGCACCAACGCAGCAGCUCCUGCUGGCCAGGACGUUAGACAGGCGCCAGCUGCUGAGCAGGUGCUUGAGAGCCCGACGAUGGGUGGCAACAGCUCCAAACUCAAUCGUCUCAAAGACAAGCUCCAGUUUCACCGAAGAGGGAAAUCGUCGAGCGAUACGACCAAGUCUCCUAAUCAGCGACCUGGGGUACACCGCCCUCCAACUCCUGAAUAUCAGAAGGAAGAUAUCAAGACACCCAUUGUGGAUUCGAUUGUUUCACCUCUAUCACCCGCUUCAUCACCGGAGCCUGUUGCGCAGGUGUCGCCAGAGCUUCCCGACGAUAUCCCCCAAAUAUCUCCCCAGCGCCAAAACCAGGAGCCAUCCAGAAAUACAGGCAGCAUUACACGAAAAGCUAUUACAGCUCCCAAGUUUUCAAGUCCUGAGCAGGACAAGCCUUUCUCCGAAUCAUUAAAUUUGAAAAAUGAAUCCCCGCUAGUAGGAUCACUACCUUCUUCACUCACUGAUUCGAAGGGCAGUGGAGGAUCCUCCAGCAGUGACACUGCGGUCCACCAGGCUCAACCUCCUGCAGAAGUACCUUCUAGGUUCCCACCACGAGAUUCAUCCGCUCGAUCGAACGCUCUGCCCCGACAAUUAUCAGCUGAACACGACUCACGACUGGUACCAUCCGACUCUCAAGGGCCUCUCUACAGAGGCAGAGACGGUACCCUGUACCCGGAAAUGAAGGUCAUGCAAGAGUACGACCCGCAAGUCGCAUAUUUCCCUAGACAGUACGAAACUCCUAUUGCAGAGGGCACUAUCUUCGAAGCACCACCUCUCAAAAAGUCACACUUUUCUUGCUAUCAUGGACAUAAGACGAUGAACCGCCGAACCAACAGACAUUAUCCAUUAACAUGCCAAACUUGCGACAUAUCAGAUGUUGAAGAUCGAUGGACUUGCACUUUCUGCCAUUUACGAAUAUGCGAACCCUGCGUCAAAAAGCUUCACAGCAGUAGCAACGACCUCCGCCGUAUGGUUAAUAGCCUGCAGGUUACGGCAUAA